UGGUCACGUCAUUCAACUGUCAAGUGUCAAUUCAGUAAGAAAUUGAAAACAAAAGUUAUUCGGAUUCUGAAAUCUCAAUCUGUUUUCAUCUUUAAUUUUACUGUUUUAAAGUAAAGAAAUACAUUUUCAAUUAUGGCUCCGAAAGCUGGUGGUGAUUCUGCUAAAGUUAAUUCAGCUGUGUACAAAGAUAAAAGCAAGCCAACUGACAUAAGGCUUAGCAAUAUAAAUGCCGCUAAAGCUGUAUCUGAUGCCAUCCGCACAAGCUUGGGACCUCGUGGUAUGGAUAAAAUGAUCCAGGCCAGCAAUGGUGAAGUAACAAUUACAAAUGAUGGUGCCACAAUUUUGAAGCAAAUGAGUGUGAUUCACCCAGCUGCAAAAAUGCUGGUGGAACUGUCCCGUGCCCAAGACAUAGAGGCUGGUGAUGGCACAACUUCAGUUGUUGUAAUUGCUGGUGCUUUACUUGAUGCUGCUGAAAAACUUCUGCAGAAAGGAAUUCACCCAACAGUGAUUUCAGAUGGAUUCCAAAAAGCCUUGCAAAUGGCUUUACAGGUUGUGGAAGGUAUGUCUACACCAGUGGAUCUAUCAAACACAAAAGCCCUGUUGAAAGCAGCAGCAACUUCCCUGAACUCUAAAGUAGUAUCACAGCACUCCACAAUCCUUGCUCCUAUUGCUGUGGAAGCUAUCUGUGCAGUAAUGGAACCAAUUGUUGGCGGCGUGGGCGCGCGUGUUGACCUCCGUGACGUGAAAGUUAUUGAGCGUAUUGGAGGCACUGUUGAAGACACAGAGCUUAUCCAGGGACUUGUCAUCCCUCAUCGUGCAUCCAAUGUCAAUGGACCACACAGGAUUGAGAAAGCAAAAGUUGGACUUAUUCAGUUCUGUAUUUCACCUCCAAAAACAGAUAUGGACCACAAUGUCAUUGUGUCAGAUUAUGCUGCUAUGGACCGUGUUUUGAAAGAAGAACGCCAAUAUAUCUUAAACAUUGUCAAGCAAAUCAAAAAAGCUGGUUGUAAUGUACUACUGGUACAAAAAUCUAUUCUGAGAGAUGCACUUAGUGACUUGGCAAUCCACUUUUUGGACAAAAUUAAGACUAUGGUAAUCAAGGACAUUGAACGUGAAGACAUUGAGUUUGUGUGCAAAACUCUUGGAUGCAGACCUAUUGCAUCACUGGAUCAUUUCACGGCGGAAAAUCUUGUUAAUGUUGAUUUAGUCGAAGAGGUUAACGAACCCGCCGGCAAGUACAUCAAGAUGAGCGGCUGCUCGGCGGGCGGGCGCACGGUGUCGGUGCUGGUGCGCGGGUCGAGCGGCGCCGUGGUGGCGGAGGCGGCGCGCUCGCUGCACGACGCGCUGUGCGCCGUGCGCUGCGUGGCGCGCCGCCCCGCGCUGCUGGCGGGCGGGGGCGCGCCCGAGGCCGCCGCCGCCGCCGCGCUGGCCCGCGCCUCGCUCGCCGCGCCCGGCGCCGACCACUACUGCCUCCGAGCCUACGCCGACGCCCUGGAAGUCGUACCUUCCACCCUUGCUGAAAACGCCGGUCUGAACCCCAUCGAGACAGUGACGGAACUGCGCGCAGCCCACGCGCGCGGCGCGGAGAGCGGGUCGGGCUCCAACGCCGGCGUGAACGUGCGGCGCGGCCGCGUCACCGACAUGCGCCAGGAGCACGUGUUGCAGCCGCUGCACGUCACCGCCUCGGCCCUCGGGCUCGCCACAGAAACCGUACGCGCUAUACUCAAGAUUGACGACAUCGUUAAUACAUUAAAUUAAUUUAAUUGUAUUAUUUCAUUUUAUGUUUAAUGUGGCCUUCUCACUGUCGUUUCUCUUUAAUGUUUUGCUUAUUAUAUUUGCACAUAAGAAUGUAAUGCUACAAUGUAUUAAUGGCAAGUCUGCUAAUAUACGGUUAAUUGCUAAAAAUGUUGUUUUCUAGUAAUAUCACUUGAUAUUAUCAAUCACAAAAGUCUUUAUGUUAACUGGGCAACUAUGCAAGAUAAUUGUAAAUGCUUUGUACCACCCGUGGGCAACCGGUUCCCGCGAUGUGUACUAAUAAGUGUUUAACAAAAUAUUGAACAAUAUCAAUAACUUAAACAAAAAAAAAAUAGUUGCAACCACAAAGUUAUCAUGCAUAAUUUCCCUUUUGAGUAAAAUAACAUUAGUAUUAUAUAGUGGAUAUUUAUUCCAAAUAAAAAAACUAAUUAAAUAAAA
This is a messenger RNA of Trichoplusia ni (cabbage looper), 2193 nucleotides long. It is a transcript of the gene CCT4, whose product is annotated as T-complex protein 1 subunit delta. Bases 133 to 1758 code for a protein of 541 amino acids. Gene Ontology annotation, molecular function: ATP binding; ATP-dependent protein folding chaperone; ATP hydrolysis activity. The transcript is spliced from 11 exons. Gene Ontology annotation, biological process: protein folding. Gene Ontology annotation, cellular component: chaperonin-containing T-complex. The record is from RefSeq and is a predicted model, not a curated record. NCBI's taxonomy places the organism in Eukaryota, Metazoa, Arthropoda, Insecta, Lepidoptera, Noctuidae.